GUAUGAAAACUUUAGAGGGGAGGCUUGUUUAUAAAAAUGGACUUAAAGUUGGCACUUGGAUAGAACCAGUUGAUACUUGGUUAAAGUUAUAUAUCAUUAUCAUUAUUCUCUUAGAUUAAAAAGAGAAAUCUAAUUAAAAGGCGAAUAUACAAAUCAAUUCAAAUAUGGUUAGUGGGAAAUAAUAGAGGGAAAUGAAAGAAAAUUAUGUAUCAAUUUUAUCUGAUUUAAAGAGGAGGAGAAUCAUUUGAUUCAAAAGGAUUUAUGGUAGGAAAUUGGGUUGAGAUAGAUAAUAAUUGGUGCAGGUAUAAAAUGAAAUAUUUUUGUAGAAAUUUUAAAGAGAUAAAAUAUAUGGUGAA
Messenger RNA from Paramecium octaurelia, 356 nucleotides. Lineage: Eukaryota; Ciliophora; Oligohymenophorea; Peniculida; Parameciidae. The record is from the annotation of a GenBank genome assembly.